UCCAAUAUUUUCUAACUGUUAGAAAACACUUUUUGGAUAAGGUUAACGUAAAAUGGAUUGAUUUAAUUCCCCUUUGUUUCUGGAUGACCUUUCAGUGAUUGUGCACCUUAGUUAAAUUCAUUGUGACAGUAUAACAAUUUCAUAUUUGUCAUAGAACCAGCAUAUGACAGGAACAUAACCAUACACUGUUUUACUGUUGUACAAACAGAUUUGAAUUCCUUUCCAGAGUUGGCCGAGAAGAUGAAAGAAAUUCCAGUUAGGUCAUCUUUUGCUCUCAUGCUGGCGUUUGAAGAACCUUUGUCUUCGAUACCAUUAAAAGGCUUGUCAUUCAAAAAUUCUGAAGUUCUAAGCUGGGGAUUUUGCGACAGCAGCAAGCCGGGGCGUUCUAUCACUGGUGAACGUUGGGUGUUGCAUUCUACAGCAGAGUAUGCAGAGCGUAUUAUUUCUCAAACUGGACCUCAGAAGCCUUCAAGUGCAACAUUAACAAAAGUUGCUGAAGACCUAUUUCAAGAAUUUCAAUGCACUGGAAUUGGUAUUUCUCAGCCAUAUUUCAAGAAAGCACAUAGAUGGGGAAGUGCUUUUCCAGCUGCAAGCAUAGCGAGAGAACAGAAAUGCCUAUGGGAUGUCAAGAAGAGACUGGCCAUAUGUGGGGAUUUUUGUGUCAGCCCAAAUGUUGAAGGUGCAAUAAUUAGUGGCAUGGCUGCUGCCUCAAAGGUUACAGAAAUUCUUAGCAGCUUGUAGUAGCAACAUCUUCAGUAACAUCAGUUCGUUCAAAUAAUCUGUGGAAUUUGAGUACCUUGUCUGAAUAUAUAAAAGGAGGGCCUGUUGUAAGAAAAUAUUCCUUUCAAUUUAUCUUCUCCCUAGUGUGUCACUGAAGGAUUCAAAUCUACCUGUAACAAUAGAAUAAUUGGUAAUGAUUUUAUCGUUUUUUAGGGCAUGCUUUGAUUGUUGGACUUUUGGAUUGAAUUUGAUUGG
Messenger RNA from Ilex paraguariensis (yerba mate), 975 nucleotides. Lineage: Eukaryota; Viridiplantae; Streptophyta; Magnoliopsida; Aquifoliales; Aquifoliaceae. The record is from the annotation of a GenBank genome assembly.